UAUAAUCUAUGUUCUAUGGUCAGGUUCGUGCAAAUAGUCUCAGCAGUCGAGUACUAUUCCAUUGAAAGAGCUAAAGAUAACGUACGUAAAAUAAUACGAAAUUAUAAACAUGUUGAAUUUAAAAAUGGUUUCACGACAAUUUACCAGACUUUUUAGAACUAGCUCUAUAAGACCAAGUCAUGAACCAGAGGGAUUUCCUGGUGCCAAUCUUCCUCUAGAUAUUCAAAACAGGUAUAAAUUAACUGCAAUAUUCAUUCUUUUCUUUGGAAGUGGACUAGCAAUACCAUUUUUGUUGGUUCGUUACCACUUGAAGAAGGAAGUGUAAAAUAUGCAUUGCGAUAUUAACAUUAGCGAGUUAAUUUGAUAUUAUUAUCAAAUAUAUAACAUGUAAAAUAAAUUUAACAA
Molecule: messenger RNA, 405 nt
Organism: Eufriesea mexicana
Lineage: Eukaryota; Metazoa; Arthropoda; Insecta; Hymenoptera; Apidae
Gene: COX7C
Product: Cytochrome c oxidase subunit 7C
Exons: 3
Coding region: 110-325 (71 amino acids)
Biological process (GO): mitochondrial electron transport, cytochrome c to oxygen
Cellular component (GO): respiratory chain complex IV
Source: RefSeq, a predicted model, not a curated record